Besnoitia besnoiti is the source of this 2130-nucleotide messenger RNA. RefSeq lists its product as uncharacterized. The record is from RefSeq and is a predicted model, not a curated record. The coding region runs from base 1 to 2130 and encodes 709 amino acids. Gene Ontology annotation, molecular function: calcium ion binding. The transcript has 8 exons. NCBI's taxonomy places the organism in Eukaryota, Apicomplexa, Conoidasida, Eucoccidiorida, Sarcocystidae.
AUGAAAGCGUCGGCGGCAUCUGCUGCCAAGAGGCUUACUGCCUCACUUCCUUGUUUCGCCUCCUCGCGGGAGGUCCCGCGCACAUUCAGGAGUGGCAUCUGUCAAAGGUCUCAUGUCUCUGGUUUCCCUCCGCAGUCUCGUGCUCGGCAAGCUGGCGUCGCGCUACGGCCCUUGUUCAAGCGGUUUCCCUCGCGUCAUUCUCCAUCUCACAGUUUCAUGCUCUCUGCGUUCUACAGUCUGUCUCGCUCGCCGCUCGCUAGCCGUCUCUCGUCUUCUGCUUGCUUGCCUAGUCCACUGGAGUCUCUGCCUUCGUCGUCUCCUCUCCCGUCUGUCGCUCCGCCCUCUUCGCGUCUCGUUUCCUCAGCUUUUCGUCGUGUGCCGUCGCCUCUGAAGAUUUGCGCUCGCGACCAAUGCCUGGCUCACCUGCCACUCACAGCUGCCUUUGCCGACAUCCCAUGUGCGCGCGCGGGCCCGCUCAGCGGCGCCGUCGCCUCCUCGCCCCCCGACCGCCUUCGUCCGAGCGGGACUGUCACACGUGAGCAGGGGACGCUUCUGCGAGCUGGUUCACUCGCCAGCGUGGGCGUCGCUGUUGGAUCCCACGCGCGACGCGGCUUCGCCUCGGAGCGACCGGCGCGAGAGCGCGAAGGGCCUCAAGAAGACGAGACAUCUUGUCUGCCGCCCCAAGUUCACGAUGAUGAGUCGCUCACGCUGAUGCAGCAAAUGGCGGAGGCCUUCAACCAGAGGCCUUGCCGCUCGCGACGCACGGCGCAGCCGCAGGCCGUGCAUGUAGUCGGCGACCUCGCCCUCUCGCCUAGCGUGACCACCUCCUCCUUUGUGCCCACUUUCGCCGCGUCUGCUUCCGCGUCGUCGCCCCCCUCGCCACGCGCCGCAGACAACAGGCGUGAAUCGGACGUCGCCAGCGGCGCGGAGGCCGCAGAUCAGAAUCCGGGGUCGUCUGGCGACGACUGGGCGUCCGCGCUCGCAGAGCCGCGCGCGAGCGGCGGCGCACAUCCCUCAGCACCUGCUUCUUCCUCGGGGCGGCCUUCUGGGGAGUCACAGGAAGCGAACUGGGGCAGGUCGAAGGCGCGAGAUGAGAUGCCGCAGGACGGCACGGAAGAGCUGGUUGUGGUGGACUUGGAAAAACUCAGGCGCGACUCAAAGCUCGUUUUCCUGCCUGUGCAAACGGUCCUCCGAACGCUGGUCGACACCUAUCCGGGCAUGUAUGUCUGGCGCGACGGUUUCGUCCAUACGGUGAAGCAGCUGCUUGCUGCUGCCGGCCUGGUGUCUCCUUCGCAGCGCGUUUCUGACGAAGUUCUUCAUCAGGCGUUUGAUUUUCUCGAUAAGAGCAACAACGAAAUCAUCGACCUGCUUGAGGCCGUGCGCGGCCUGCCGCAGCUCUGUCGCGCGAGUCACGACGAUCGAAUUAAGGCUUUGUUUGAGCUGUUUGACCGACGCGGCUGCCGGCGGCUGCACUUCGAUGAAGUCAUGGAGGUUUUCUGCUUCAUCUAUCGAGUCAUCCUCACGCCGUCUGUCGUGUCGCAGCUGAAGGAGGCGUCUCUCGAUUUUACGACGAUUGACGACAUCGCGCUGCACACGACGCGGCAGCUGUUCUCGCAUCUGCGGCGCGCCAGCGCGCUGCCGCUGCAGCCUUCUCGGGCGUCGAUUGCGUUCAAGUAUGGCUUCCCGUCGCGCGCCGCGCCCAGCGAGACUUCCCCGGCUUCGCGAAGUGCGACGGCCGCUGAGGGCAGCAGCCGCGAGAAGCUUUCCUCCGCGCCCUCCGCGUCCUACUUCGCCUCCUCGCGGCGCCCGGCGACGCCGCUCGACGCCUGGGAAGGGAGAGAGCGGCGCUGUGAGCGCGGAGAUGAGAACAGAGAGGCCAAAACGCGCGAAAUCGCCGCGACCGAAGAAGGCCCCUGGAAGCAGGCGCUCCAGCGCCGCGACGAGUUCAUUUCCUAUAAAGACUUCAAGGAAAUCUGCGCGACGCUGCCGCCCAGUGUCGGGUUCUCGAAGGCCUCGCUGUUGGAACUCCCUCUGAUUCUCCUCGUGCGCGACGUUCUCGCUCCCCUCCGGUCUCACGUUGUCAUCCGCCGACGGCGAAGCGCUUCUCGGGGCUCCUUUGCUUCCAACUAG